CUGCCGCCGCCGACGACAGGAUCCAAGCAAGGCGUGUGUAUGGGGGGGCGCGUCGUCGGCCCGUCGCCACCCCCCCCGUCGUCGUGGCCGCCCCCAUGAUCCACUCGACGGCACGAUUCCAACUGUUGCGGCGGCGACCGAGGUCAAUUACGCCGCCUGCCUGUCGGCCGCACAGUGGCACCGACUGGUGUACUCGUUCGUGAGGGCGAACCAAGCUGGCGUUGGUCUCGAUUUCUGCCGCGCUGCAUGUUUUUGAUAGAGGUUGAGCGAGUCGAGUCACUUUUGCACUUGCCAUUGUUGGAACAUCGUGCGCGGGUGGACUCACACAGGAUGCUCAACACAACGCCCCACCAAGACACAAAGCUCGCGACGGACCCCGUCAAGGCGAACGACCGGUGGCCUCGCCGCACCGCGAGCGCAUCGUCCGAUGACGUGAGCGACGACGAUGCCGUCGAGUCGCAGUCGGUCAGCUCCAACGACGACAUCAUGGCGCCGACCGAGCACGACGGCAAAGGUCGCUGGACCAAAGCCGAACACGAACGGUUCAUGCGUGCAGUGUCCAUGUACCCGUGCGGCCCAUGGAAGCACAUUGGCGCGGUCGUCAAGACCCGAUCGAUUCGCCAGAUUCAAACACACGCGCAAAAGCUGCGCGAAAAAGCAGCUCGCCACGACCGCGGCCUCAAAAUUAAGAUCAAGGAUCCCAUCGCGGUCACGCUUCCGCCGUACUUUUUGGCUCGGGACCGCAGCUCCAACUCGCGUGUCCUGGGCCCACCAGCCAAAGCUGUCACGCCGUCCCCCUCCACACACAACGCGCCGGACCUCCUUCCGCUCGACGACUGCCUCGACUUCUUCCUCCAAGUCAUGGACGAAGAAGAAAAGGUCGUGGUCGUGUGAGCGAGCCCACUCGUCGCCACGUCGCAAGCCCACGUCCUCGCCGUCCGUCCAGUAAAUAUUUAAUUCACGAACUGUGCAUGCAUGCAUCCCA
This is a messenger RNA of Aphanomyces invadans, 985 nucleotides long. RefSeq lists its product as hypothetical. NCBI's taxonomy places the organism in Eukaryota, Oomycota, Saprolegniomycetes, Saprolegniales, Verrucalvaceae. Bases 247 to 894 code for a protein of 215 amino acids. The transcript has a single exon. Gene Ontology annotation, molecular function: DNA binding. The record is from RefSeq and is a predicted model, not a curated record.